Messenger RNA from Cololabis saira (Pacific saury), 1660 nucleotides. RefSeq names its product MAK16 homolog (S. cerevisiae) (gene mak16). The record is from RefSeq and is a predicted model, not a curated record. NCBI's taxonomy places the organism in Eukaryota, Metazoa, Chordata, Actinopteri, Beloniformes, Belonidae. Gene Ontology annotation, biological process: maturation of 5.8S rRNA; maturation of LSU-rRNA. Gene Ontology annotation, cellular component: preribosome, large subunit precursor; nucleolus.
UCCCGCUCAAACAUCGAUCCUUUCGGUUCAUGAAAGUGAUGAUUGGUGACGUCACGGGCCUCCGUGAAAGGUUUCCAAGUAUCACGAUACUUCGUCCCGCUGUUUCCGCCGGGGCGAGAUUUCCUCCCAAACAAAGAUGGCGUCUCCCUGAACAUCCAUGUGGCUGCGGUUCGAAAACAUCCCGAAAUAUCAGACAAACUAACUCCUAACUGCUAAACCGGGACCCGAACCCGACCUGGAACCUGGUGAUAGUUUAACUAGCCACUCUUUCAGCGGAGAAAAGAAGCUUUAACAGGAACCGGAGAUGCAGCACGACGACGUGAUCUGGGACAUCAUCGGGAACACUCAGUUCUGCUCCUUCAAGGCCAAGACCAAGAGCCAGAACUUCUGCAGGAAUGAGUUCAACAUCACGGGUCUCUGUAACCGCUCGUCCUGCCCGCUGGCCAACAGCCAGUACGCCACGGUCCGGGAGGAGAAAGGUCAGGUGUUCCUGUACAUGAAGGUGAUUGAGAGAGCAGCGUUUCCUGCCAGGAUGUGGGAGAAGGUGAAGCUCAGUAGGAACUAUGAGAAGGCCCUGGAACAGAUUGACAGGAACCUGAUCUACUGGCCCCGGUUCCUCAGACACAAGUGCAAGCAGAGAUUCACCAAGAUCACGCAGUACCUGAUCCGGAUGAGGAAGCUGGUCCUGAAGAGACGGAGGAAGCUGGUUCCUCUCAGCAGGAAGGUGGAGAGCAGAGAGAAGAGGAAAGAGGAAAAAGCUCUGGUUGCUGCUCAGCUGGACAACGCCAUCGAGAAGGAGCUGCUGGAGAGACUGAAGCAGGGGACGUACGGAGACAUCUACAACUUCCCCGUUCACGCCUUCGACCGAGCUCUGGAGCAGCAGGACGAGCAGAGUGACGAAGAGGAGGGGGAGGAUGAAGAGGAGGACGAGGAGGAGGAAGAGGAGGAGCAGAGAGAGUUUGUAGCAGAAGAAGAAGUGGACGAGAGCGACCUGAGUGACUUUGAGGAAAUGAACCAGCUGAAGACGAGCAGCGAGGAGGACGAGGAGUCCAGCGAGGAAGAGGAGGAGACGACGAAGGGCCAGAGGUCAAAGGUCAAGCAGAGGUCAAAGGGCAAGGCCCCGGCUAAGGGGGCGGCGGCCAGGAAGAGGCGGGCCUUCGUGGAGAUCGAGUACGAGACGGAGCCGGCGGCGAAGAGCAGGACGGAGGCCUGAGGGGCAUCGAAGCUCCGCCCACUGGGGGAGGCCCCGCCCCUCCUGAUGGAGAGAGGCCCCGCCCACCUCCUGAUGGAGGCCCCGCCCACUGGGGGAGGCCCCGCCCCUCCUGAUGGAGAGAGGCCCCGCCCACCUCCUGAUGGAGGCCCCGCCCACUGGGGGAGGCCCCGCCCCCUCCUGAUGGAGGCCCCACCCACCUGUCGCCACGGCAACAGCCCCCCCAUCAGCCACCAGGACUGUGAGGCUUCACCUCCAUCAGUUAUUGAUCAGUUAUUGAUCGUCCAGAUUUCAGUCCAACAUUCAGACUUUACAGAUCCGACUCCUCAGAACCAAACGGGUGUCGGUUUCAGGUCCACGAGGACCGGACCGGUUCUGGAGAACCCCCCAUCAGACCUGUGUUGAAAAGUUCUUAAGUUCUGUGUUUUAAUGUUACUAAUAAAAUAUUUU